UAUUGUUUAAUCAAUAAAUUUAUCCAUGUACAUGUAGUUUUCGAAGUUUGUUUAGACAAAUUAUGGAAAGUAAUUUAAUUCAAUUGGAAAAUGAAGACAGCUUACGAAAACAAGCAAGAAGAAUCGUAAGAAAUAAACUGAAGAAUUCGUUCAAAAAACCAACACACCUUUUUAUGCAUGAGAAAUGUUUAACUGAAAUCUCUAAACCAAAAAAUGGGAAUAAUGUUAUAUACGCUUACUAUCACAACAAUCAUAUUAUGAAAAUAGAAAAUCUGGAUUUACUAUAUAAAUUGACUCAUUUACAUUUGCAAUGGAAUAAGAUAGAGAAAGUUGAAGGCCUAGAGAAACUGUAUAACUUAAAAAAAUUGUAUUUGGGUAAUAAUCGGAUUAGUGUUGUGGAAAAUUUAGAAGGCAACAGGUAUUUAGAAGAAUUACAUAUUGAAAAACAGGAUAUAUAUAGCCCGGAUGGCUUGUGUUUUGACCCGAAAACUAUCAUGUCUCUUGGGCCAUCACUUCGAAUUUUAAACGUAUCUGAAAAUAAAAUUACGGAUAUGACUUGGGCGAAACCGCUUCGUAGAUUAGAAGUCCUCAUAGCUAAAAAGAACAAUUUGGAACAUUUUCAGAAUGUGGCUGAUGACUUAUGUUCAUUAACCUCUCUGGUUGACUUGAACUUCAUUGGGAACCCAAUGACUAAGAAACAUCGCUAUAAAGAAACUAUUAUUGCUAGAUGUUCUCAACUUCGCGUUUUAGACUCUGUAGUUAUCCAUAGUACAUCAAAAACAUUUCUACAAAGUUUCGUUAAAGCUGUGAGAUUGCGACAACUCAACGAAAAUAAUAAAUUGGAUAUGAAUAAGCAAGGACUUGAUGAUUUCCUCGAACUCAAUAUGCUGCCUGGACCUAGAACCCAAAGUGCUCUUUCUAUAACAGAGUGUAGUAACCAAAAACCUAAAGUAACAGCAGUCGAUUCCACGUAUACGUUUAUUCCACGUGCUUUUUGGCGCUCCAAACCAGCACCAUCGCCUCACGAGAUUUAUAGACAGACUAUUUCAGACAAGAAAAUAUCAGUUGCAGUAACACCUAAUGGUUUGGCAGAUGGUGUCACCAGUAAUGAGACGGGUGUAGAAUACUUUGUAACGCCAUGUGAAGUUGAAAUGACAAUGACAGAGUUUCUGGAUAGCUUAGAGUCCAAAGGUGACAACUAUAUAACAUACAUUCAACGCCAGAAUUCCAACCUGACAGAGGAUUUUAAGGAGCUUAUAUCUGAUGUAGAUACAGACAUACAUUUUGCCAGUGAGGCAUUUAACAAAAAUCCAGAUGCCAUAAAUUUUUGGAUGGGAGAUGAAAGAGCUGUCACUUCUAUGCACAAAGACCCAUAUGAGAACAUAUACUGUGUUAUCGAUGGAUACAAAGAUUUCAUACUAAUACCUCCCACGGAUUUGCCUUAUGUCCCAUACAAACGAUACCCUCAGGCCGAGUUCAAACAUGAUGGUGGAAAAUGGGAUAUUGUGCCUAUAAAUUUGACAUCUAAUGGUAAUUCUAUAAAUACAGAUCGGACAGAGGGAGACAAAUGUGAUGAUACAAAAUUACCUUGGAUUUGUAUAGAUCCUCUUAAACCAGACUACACAAAAUUUCCACAAUUCAAGCAGGCGAAUAUAUUCAAAGUACGUCUUAAUAAAGGGGAUUGUCUAUACCUGCCUAGUCUAUGGUUUCACCACGUAAGACAAAGCCACGGGUGCAUAGCAGUUAACUACUGGUAUGAUAUGGAAUAUGAUAUAAAAUAUUGUUAUUAUAAAAUGUUAGAAAAAUUAUGUGGUAAUUAUUAAAU
Messenger RNA from Achroia grisella, 1825 nucleotides. RefSeq lists its product as uncharacterized. The record is from RefSeq and is a predicted model, not a curated record. Bases 63 to 1823 code for a protein of 586 amino acids. The transcript is spliced from 10 exons. NCBI's taxonomy places the organism in Eukaryota, Metazoa, Arthropoda, Insecta, Lepidoptera, Pyralidae. Gene Ontology annotation, molecular function: 2-oxoglutarate-dependent dioxygenase activity; protein binding.